CUGCAGGUUUCCUCCUCCCUCCACCGCCACUCCACCCCCGGGCGGCUGCGGACUCCGGGCGGGCUUGCCCCGGGGCGGCGGCCCAGAGGACGGCGGGGGGGAUGGACAGAUAGCGGCGCGGGAGCAGCGGGACCGACUGCAUCACAUGGAUGAUGGAUGUUUCCCUGUGCUGGAGACCACCAGCCUGGACGGUGGGCGAGAAGAGAAUGAGAACAGCUCCCACCCUCCGACGGCUCCUGUCAGCACUGACUCUCCUACAUGUCAUGGUGCAAGUAAAUAGCCAGAAGAGGGGAGCACUUCGAGAUUUGAAGUGUACAACUAACAAUUUACAAGUGUGGGACUGUGCUUGGAAAGCACCCCUUGGAGCAGGCCAUGGAACUGUUAAUGAAGUUUGCAUUGAUGACAGGUUGCAUUCUUGUUAUCCCUUGGAGAAAGGAAAUGUGAAAAUCCCAGCUCUUCCCCCUGGGGAUCAUGAAGUAAUAGUAAACUACCUACAUGGUUUUAACGGGUCUUCAGCUAAAUUCAUACUGAAUGAACAAAAUGUUUCCCUAAUUCCAAACACUCCAGAGAUCUUGACUCUGUCUGCUGAUUUCUCAACCUCCACAUUGUACCUCACGUGGGACGACAGGAGUUGUGCUUUUGCACACCACUCGAAAGUGACCUGGGAAAUUAAAGUCCUACGCACACCAAGAAUGGAGCUCGUAAACGUAGUGACGUACAAUACGACUCUGCAUGGCAGAGACACAGUGCACUACUGGCGUUGGACCUCAGACCUGCCUUUGCAGUGUGCCACUCACUAUGUGGGGAUUAGGUGCUACCUUGACCACCUUCAUUUCGCUGGCCCUAAGGAGUGGAGUGCUUGGAGCCCACUGAUGAACAUUUCUUGGGCCCCUGAGUCUGAGGCCAAGGCUUUUCCUCAAGAUAAAGUGGUCCUUGUAGGCUCAAACAUCACGUUUUGCUGCGUAAGUCAGACCAAAGUGCUGUCAGGACAGAUCGGCAAAACAUUCUAUCCUCUUAUCCAUCUUUAUGGGCAAAACGUUGCAAUCCACAUCCAGAAUAUUUCUGUUUCUGAAAACAGUGGAACAAAUGUGGUUUUCAUGAUAGAAGAUAACGUGUGUGGAACAGUUGUCUUUGCAGGAUAUCCACCUGAUGUUCCCCAAAAACUGAACUGUGAGACACAUGAUUUAAAAGACAUCAUAUGUAAUUGGAAUCCAGGACGACCAACAGGGUUGGUGGGCCCCCGGAAUACAAAUUACACUUUACUUGACAGCUUUUCAGGAAAAAGUGUUACAUUUAAAAGAUUUGAAACACUUACAAAUGAAAGUUACCAGUUGCUGUUCCAGAUGCCUCCACAUCAAGAAAUAUAUAAUCUCACUCUGACAGCUCGCAAUCCAUUGGGCCAAUCAGAAUCAGCCAUCUUAGUCAACAUAACUGAAAGGGUUUGUCCCCACACACCUACUUCAUUGAAAGUGAAGGACAUCAACUCAACAGUUGUUACCCUUUCUUGGCAUUUACCAGGCAACUUUGCAAGGAUUAAUCUUGUAUGUCAAAUUGAAAUUUGGAAACCUAAUUCAAAACAAGAAUUGCAGAACAUCACAAUCAAAGGAGUAGAAAAUUCAAGUUACCUCGUUGUUGUGGACAAACUAAAUCCAUAUACCACAUACACUUUCCGGAUUCGUUGUUCUACUGAACCUUUCUGGAAAUGGAGCAAGUGGAGUAGUGGAAAACGGCAUUUAACCACAGAAGCCAUUCCAUCGAAGGGACCAGAUACUUGGAGAGAGUGGAGUUCUGAUGGGAGAAACCUGAUAAUCUAUUGGAAGCCUUUACCCAUCAGCGAAGCUAACGGAAAAAUCCUCUCCUAUAACGUGUCUUGCUCAUCACAUGAGGAAGUCCAGUCUAUGUCUGAGAUCCUUGAUCCUCAGCACAGAGCAGAGCUACAGCUUGUGAAAGAUGACUACAUCAUCAGCGUGGUGGCCAAGAAUUCGGCGGGCCCCUCACCACCCUCCAGAAUAGCUAGUAUGGAAAUCCCGAAUGAUGACCUCACGGUAGAGCAGGCGGUUGGGCUGGGGAAGAAGAUUCGCCUCACCUGGCCUCCUGACCCCAAUGUGACUUGUGACUAUGUGAUUAAAUGGUGUAACUCAUCUCGGUCUGAGCCCUGCCUCAUGGACUGGAAAAAAGUCCCUUCAAACAGCACUGAGGCUGUAAUAGAAUCAGAUCAGUUUCGGCCAGGUGUACGAUAUAAUUUUUUCCUGUAUGGAUGCAGAAGUCAAGGGUAUCAGCUAUUGCGGUCCAUAAUUGGAUAUAUAGAAGAGCUGGCUCCUAUUGUCGCACCAAAUUUUACUGUGGAGGACACAUCUGCAGACUCAAUCCUGGUGAGGUGGGAAGACAUUCCUGUGGAAGAGCUCCGAGGCUUUUUAAGAGGAUAUUUAUUUUACUUCCAGAAAGGAGAGAGAGACACACCGAAGAUGAGGAGUUUGGAGACAGGUCAUUCCGACAUCAAGGUAAAGAAUAUUACGGACACAUCGCAGAAGACCCUGAGAAUCGCUGAUCUUCAGGGCAAGACAAGUUACCGUCUGGUACUGCGCGCCUACACAGACGGUGGCCUGGGCCCGGAGAAGAGCAUGUUUGUGGUGACAAAGGAAAAUUCUGUUGGAUUAAUUAUUGCCAUCCUCAUCCCAGUGGCCGUGGCUGUCAUUGUCGGGGUGGUAACAAGUACCCUUUGCUAUCGGAAGCGAGAAUGGAUUAAAGAAACCUUCUACCCUGAUAUUCCAAAUCCGGAAAAUUGUAAAGCACUACAGUUUCAGAAGAGUGUCUGUGAGGGAAGCAAUGCUCUUAAAACAUUGGAAAUGAAUCCUUGUACCCCAAAUGAUGUUGAAGUCCUAGAAACUCGAUCAAUAAUUCCUAAAAUAGAAGACACAGAAAUAAUUUCCCCAGUAGCAGAGCGUCCUGAAGAGAUUUCCGAGGCAGAGCCUGAAAACCAUGUGGUUGUGUCUUACUGUCCACCAAUCAUCGAGGAGGAAAUAGCAAACCCGGCAGCGGACGACGCAGGAGGGGCUUCCCAAGUGGUUUAUAUUGAUGUUCAGUCCAUGUGUCAGCCUCAAGCCAGGCCCGAGGACGAGCAAGACAUUGACCCCAUCGUAGGCGCAGGCUAUAAGCCACAGAUGCGCCUCCCCAUUAACUCUGCUGUAGAGGAGACAGCUGCAGAAAAUGACGCGGAUAGCACUGCAGGCUACAGACCUCAGGCCAACGUAAAUACUUGGAACUUGGUCUCUCCAGACUCCCCGAGGUCCACGGACAGCAACAGUGAAAUUGUCUCUUUUGGAAGUCCGUGCUCUGUCAAUUCCCGGCAGUUUCUGAUUCCUCCUAAAGAUGAUGACUCUCCAAAAUCGAAUGGAGGGGCGUGGUCGUUCACAAACUUUUUCCAGAACAAACCAAAUGAUUAGCUCUGUCACCCUCUUUGCCACUUCAGUCUGCCAUCUCAACAAGCUGUCACUGCUGGCAUCGAGGCAGCAGCCCGGUCAUUCCUGGAGAGCCCUUGCGAAGUAUUGGUGGCCAGGGAGCUUCACUCCAGGCAAGUGACACUAGAAGUGUUAAUGUGCUUUUAAUGUAGCCCAAAAGCCAAAGUACAGUGACUCAGAACCCUCAGCCACAAAACUCACGAUUUGGAGCUCUUUGUGACCGAGCCAAAGAAUCCUUCCCCCAGAGCAUUUCAAGACUCACUCUGCCCAGUACACACAUGCAGAACAACCCCACACCUGUUUCUGUUGUUAAUGGUUUUCUCGUCUGUGUAUGUUACGGAGUUUAAGUGGCUUUGCAGGCAAAAGAGAAAAAUGUCAAAGUUAAAAUAAUGUCUAUCUGCCUGACAUCCACUGCAGUAGAGGAAAACCAAGCACAGAUUGUAAGACUUUAAAGAUGGCUGCUCUGGCCACAGCACUUACGGAAGGGAAUGUAAUUCUUAGCGGGGCGACAGCUCUUUCGUGUGCUGUUUGAGGAAGUAUGCUGAUUUCUGUGCCUACUGUACCAUGGGUAUCACACAGUUGUCUCAGGGGUCCAAACUUGGAAAAACAAGUGUGACACUGACCAGCCCAAAUCCGAAUCAUCACAUUUGCUCGUGUUGGUAGGUUGUUCCAAACCUUUCCCCUGUUAGUUUCUGGGCUAGCUUUCAUCAGUGUAGUUGGUUAUCCUUAACUGCAAUUUAAAUCUAUAGGGCUAUAGAUCCAAGUUUUUUUUUCUUUAAACCCAUUUCAUUUUGUGCUGUAACAUCAGAUGUCUCUGAGCAAAUUCCACAUUAUUCCCGAGCAUAUAGCUACAGUGACUUACUGUGUCAGAUGACUACUAAGCAGUAUCUUAAAUCUAGCAGUGUCCGCUGCCCAUGCAGUCAGCAGACUGGCCUCAGUUCCCCCGUGGGAAGGCAUGCCAUUAAGCCCAGUCACCAGCUACCCCAAGUGACCCGUGGGCCAGACUCUCAGAUCCUUACAUCUCAAACCCGAGAGAGAAUGCUGCUUUUGGGAGGCGCCGCCUCGGGACAGCUUCCUAGUAGAGGUCAUGAAAUGCCUGGGACGCAGUGGCACUCGGUGAUGGCUGUUCAUGAGCAGUGCAGAGCUGAGUCUCCGGCACCGCACCCCCAAGCUCCGGGGUGUCCCGUCAGCCAUGCGACGUGAAUGUGAUUCUUGUCAUGUAUUCUUCCCGGCCUCUGCUCAUGUAGUCUGUCUUUUGGUAAUUAAGGCAAAAGUACUUAAAGCUUCUGCGCCAGUUAAGAGAGGUUUGUUGUGUAUCAUGUGAAGCCCUGUACUGCGUUGGCAACAUGGAUCAACUUCUUUUAGUUCAUGUGGUAUCUUUUUAAAAGUCAUGUGUGGAAAAAAAAAUUCAGCAUGGCAGGGGACAAAAAAAAGUACUCAAGAGUAUGAAUGUGAUUUUAACUGCCAGAAUUCAACCACAUUUCAGAGUUUCUGAUGAUAUGUGGAAUGUAUGUAAUUAUGCACAUACAUAACAUUAAAACUACCCAGUAGCUCUUAGAAAUCCUCACUGAAGAAAAGUGUACUCACAAUCCAUCCCAGCCACAGUUUCCUCUCGUCUCCCAUUAGACCUUCCUUGCUUCCUGCCUUGAUUCCCCUCCCAGCCACUGUGACCUCAGCCUUUCUCUUCUCCCCAUCUUUUCACUCCUUGCUCUCUCUUGUCUCCCUUAUCUUACUCUUCAUUAAAGCUUAUCAAGGCCAUAUUUUCUCUCUUUAGGGACAGGCUUGGCUUAAGUUAGUAGCUUUCUGGCCUGCACUGCACUAGCUUGGGGAACACAGGAAAAGGGCAGGAAAGAUGUGUUGAUCCCUGCCAUCAAGGUACCUCCCCUUGACCUGGGUUUCAGUUCAGGGGCACUCACCCUUCCCUGCCUGUGGAGUUCCAUUCCCAAGGAGCCCCAAGGAACAGGAAGAGAGUAACCCUGGAUUGGUUACUCCAAGAAGCUCCCUAGAACUUUCCAUGUGCUCUACACUGGCUCUCAACCCAGAGCACCUUGCCUUGUCUUUCCCCGUUGCACAGUGAUGACCUCCCCAGCCCCAGCUGUGCAUGCAGGGGACCCUUCACAAAGAGAGGGGACAGGGAUAGGAGAAGAGCACCCGUUUUCCACCCAUCCCCUAAGGGCCCACUGUUCCCUCACGACAGGGACCUUGUGCAGAUAGAUAGUCAGAGCAGUGCCUUCUGUAGCGAGAGACGAGGCUGCGGCAUUCCCUCCAGCCCUUCUCGGCUAGGGAAAAGGAGAAAUUCCACUUUCCCUUUAAAAAAAAGUUCAAUCAUUGCUAGAAAAUUAUUAGGUUCUAUUUUAUGUGUUGAACAGAACUCAUAAAGUAUACACCAUCACCAUUUUGUAAGCCAGUUUCUAGUUAAACUUCCCUUAUUCUGGGGGUCCUUACAACCCUUGAAUAGCAUUUAAAAAUAAGAUUUAAUUUAAAAUAUUCUUAAGGACUGGAGAGAUGGCUCAACACGUGAGGGCCACUUGCACACAAGCCAUGGCGGACUGCGUUUCGUUCCCCAAUACCCACGUAAAGCCAGUUGCACAAAGUGGUGGCCCGUGUCUGGAGUUUGCAAUGGCAAGAGGCCUUGGUGUGCCCGUACCCCUUCUUUCUGUCUGCCUCUUUCUCUGUGUCUCUCAAAUAAAUAAAUAAAAAUAUUUUAAAAAAUAUUCUUCAACAAGGCCUUUGACAUUAGAUAGACCUUGUGAAUUAUGUACUACACAGAUUAGCAUAAGUCACCAAUUCAUGGGACCUGUAGCGCCCUACGUCUGAGAGCGUGGCCCAUGUAUCUGGAUGGUGGCGAUGUGUUUUCCGUGCUGUGUGAUAGAGGUGCUUUUGUUCCUGCAGCUGGGAACAGAAGCGGCCAUUCAUGGAGGAGUUUGAGGGAGGAAGUGUCAGCCUCAUUUUCCAUAGCAGCACUGCUUCCAUGGCUCUUGGAUCUGAGGGACAGAGAACAUCUGGUACAAUUGCACUCUGGAAGUAGCAGAGAGUCACACGCUCAGAGCUCCGUGCAAGCGGGAUUCUUGUUAGAAAUCAGCCCUGUGGUUUUCUUCUCCCUUGCUGGAUUUAACAAAUAUUACUGUCCUUUCUGUAUUUGAAUAAUUAAGUACAAUUCAGUGAAAGAGGCUAGAGAUUGUUUUCUUCUGAAGGGGAUUUGAAAUCAGUUCCAUAGUAUUUUCAAAUGAAAGUUCCCCUUAAGAUGCCAACAUUUAAAAAGUAUCGGCUAAAGGUUUUCUACUGCUUAGGCAUUUAAUCUGCUAAAACAUGUUUGCACUAAGGUAAUUUUUGCUGUUCUCUAUUUAGAACUGUUAAAAGUUGUGAAGUACCUUUUAUACUUCAAAAAUGCAACAUUGGACAUUUCAAGUAAACCAGGGAGGGGAGAAUCAUUAGCUAUUAGGACCAGGCACAGGGAAAUUUCAGUGACCAGCUCUGAAUGGAUUGAGUCACUUUCAGAGAGGUGCUUUGAAGGGUGUUAAAAAUGGAGACGUAGCUUGGGUAGAUUUUAAACUCACUGUCCGCGCCAAGUCUUAGUAAAAAAAGACUGAUGCAUGCGCAUGGCUAGCUAGCUUCUUGAGACUUCACAGUUUUGCUCUUAACCUAAUGGGUUUUAAUUUCAGGCCGUGUUUCCACUCACCCAGCAGAUGUUCUGGCAAACAAUGUGUAAGAGCUGAAUUAAUACAGGAAUCCAUUCUCUUGGUAAAAUACUUCUUCAAAGCAUUUCUUUUAAUCUAUUUUUUUUUUUUCUGAAACAGUUUCAUGGUAUCAUACCUGCCUUAUCUCUUGGAUCUAGAACAAAAAGAAAUCUUUUUUUUUUUUUUAACAUAAGAAACAAAGUUGUAGCCAAACUUACAGGGCACUCAUCAUUUAGACCCAGCCCUAGAAUGCCAUUGCCAGUUACUAGGCUUGCCUUUGUGCAUAUCAUCAUGGAUUAUAUGCCAGGAUUAUUAAUAAUACUUGAGCCUUUUAUUUCACUAGGGUGGUUAUAGAGCCUUAUUCCUCUUCAAAUAGUACUUUUGCCUUAACAUGACUAUGUUCAUGCUAAUGAUAAGAAAUGAAUAAUUACUAAAUGCCAGUAUACAAAAUUGAGAACAGCAUUCACUUAAUUGGCUAAUGUGUCAAGCUGUAUUGCAUCUUGCCCAGUUUCAGAGGUUGUCAUUUGGUCUAGAAGAUUCAGGAUUAAUGCUUGUUUCUCCUUAUGUCACCAAUGAUAGAUACUUGGAAUUACAAGUAUCCAAUAAAAGUGCUCCACUUUGUUGUAAGUAAACCGUAAUUGAUUGCACAUUAACGAAAUGUGAGUCAGUAGUAAUUUGUAUUACUUUUUGGUUGUUGGAACUGAAUACUUGAAAAACUAAAAGAUGAAUGAGAAAAAUGAUAAGGAAGUAGAUUUUUGUUAAGUUUACCUGUGCCUUCAAGGUCACCUUUGCAGUAGCCAAUAAGCACUUACAAAGAAAACAAAACUGAUGGAGACUUUUGCCGUACUUAGGGUGUACCUUGUAUGCCUGAUUAAAUAGCUUACAUAAAUUUAUUGUAUUUCUUUAUACAUUUAAGGUAUACUUUAUUUUUUAACUGUUUUAAUUAUUCCAUUUUAAAUGGCCAAUUUCAACUUCUGAGUUACAUUACCUAGAUAUUCCAGUAAUAUAAAAAGUGAAAAGAUUUUUAUCUGGUAAUACACUUUUCAUUAAGUCACAGGCAAGUUAGCUGCUAGGUUUAACAUUAAUAUGAGUGUUUUUAUAAAUGAUUCCAGAAAAGAAUACUGAAUAAUGGUUUUCAUAAAGUUGUUUUCAAGUGAUCUUCCCCCAGUAUGAUCCAUGUUUCUCAAAAUUUUUUUCUGAUUUAUCAGUUAUAAGCUGCUAGUUCCUUCUGUUUGUUUGUCUCUCCAGAGUAAUAUUUAGUGUAGUUCAGUUCACUGUUAUAGAGGGGAGGGCCUGUGUGAUAUCCCGGAGCAUGAGUUUUCCUAAAAUACAUUUGCAUUCAAAAGGCUUUUAAAAAGAUUGUCCUGGGUAGAAAGCUAGACAUCCUAAACUUGAGAUGGUGCCAUCGUAAACAGCACGUUGGAAUGUACAAUGAGGCAUUUCAAGCUAUUCAGUCUUCCAAGUAAGAUUGUGGUUUUUUUUUUUUUUUUUUUUUUGGUACCAUUCUCUUUAAUUAACUGGCCAUAAGUCAACAUCCAUAUAACACUAAGAAAUUACUAGAUUUCACUUUCAAAUUUGCAUCAUAGUGAAUUACUGUUUACAAAAUUACACAUACUGUGAACAGAUAGAAUUUUUGUCUUUUAUAAGGUUUUUUAGAAUGAAUGUUUUUAAAGGUGGUGUUAUGUUAAAUAUAUUUAGGUUUUUAUGAGUCCUAGUAACUGUUUAGUAACUUUUGUUUGGUCAGGCGUAGAUGUAGGUGUGUAAACUUAGCGGAAAGGACGGAUGGGGAGAAGCCGCCGGUGCAGAGCUGUCCCCUUCUCUGUUUCUUGAAAGGUUUCUGCUGCAGACACUGUUGUUUUCAAACAAAUGAUCGGUUGUGAUAUACUAUACCUAAAACCAUGUUCAGUCAUACAAGGAUCCCUUUAACUAUGCAUUGACAGGAAGCGAACUGUACAUUGAUGCAUGUCUGUGUGAUUCACUUCCGGCUCACAGAAUUUAGAGUUGAGGGUGGAAUAAAACAACUCCACUUACAGAGAUGACAACUGAAGUGUUUUCUGCCUGUGGGAAAUUUGGAUAUUAUAUUAGAAUGGGAAAUCUGAAGAUUUUAGUUACCAUAUCUUCUUGAAAACAUGGUUAUAGCAAGAAUAUUGAACAUAAGUAACCUGUUACUAAGACACCAUAAAUAUAAAACUAGUAUGCUUGGCUGUUAACUCUAUAAAGAUGUUACUUAUGUCUGUUUUUAAAACAUGCAUGUAUUUAACAAUUUUAUCAUGGUAUUGUCAUGAAAAAAAUAAAUAUAUUUUCUUACAUCUUA
This is a messenger RNA of Jaculus jaculus (lesser Egyptian jerboa), 9449 nucleotides long. RefSeq names its product LIF receptor subunit alpha (gene Lifr). The transcript has 20 exons. The record is from RefSeq and is a predicted model, not a curated record. Gene Ontology annotation, cellular component: signaling receptor complex; external side of plasma membrane; membrane. Gene Ontology annotation, molecular function: oncostatin-M receptor activity; ciliary neurotrophic factor receptor binding; leukemia inhibitory factor receptor activity. Gene Ontology annotation, biological process: positive regulation of cell population proliferation; cytokine-mediated signaling pathway. The coding region runs from base 150 to 3443 and encodes 1097 amino acids. Lineage: Eukaryota; Metazoa; Chordata; Mammalia; Rodentia; Dipodidae.